ACAACCAGUUUAUGUUCUCAGCUCAGAGUAUCAACAACGUCCUAGGUACAAGAAAAAAAUGGCACAAAUGCUUCGCAAUCGCUUAUUCAACGAAUUCAUCAAAAGCAAUCUUGCUAAGAAAAGUAUAAACAACUGUGCACCCUUAACUCAACAAAGAUGUUUCUCUGCGUCUCCAAAGACUCAAGUCUCUCCUCAACAGCAACAGCAUGAUGAGGCGUCUCAGUCCUUCGGUAUGAACUUGUUUCGUGGCAAGAUUAGAGCCGAUCAAGUAUUUCCAUUCCCGAAGGUUAUGAACGAAGAUGAGGAGUCAACUUUAAGAAUGUUGGUUGGUCCCAGUGAAAAAUUCUUCACAGAAGUUAACGAUGCUUUGAAAAACGAUGAACUAGAAAAAAUACCUGAUGAUGUAUUAAAUGAGAUGAAAGAUUUGGGAGCUUUUGGUAUGCAAGUUCCCGCUGAUUACGGAGGUUUGGGUUUGACCAAUACCCAAUACGCCCGUAUGACUGAGAUUUGUGGAGCUAGCGAUCUUGGUGUAGGUAUCGCUUUAGGUGCUCAUCAGUCUAUUGGGUUUAAGGGAAUUUCCUUAUUCGGAACCCCAGAGCAAAAAGCUAAAUAUCUACCCGAUUUGGCUAGUGGAAAAAAGAUCGCUGCAUUUUGUCUAACUGAACCAUCUGCUGGAUCAGAUGCUUCCUCUAUUAGAUCAAGAGCCGUAUUAUCUGAUGAUAAAAAGUAUUACGUUCUAAAUGGUUCCAAAAUUUGGAUUUCCAACGGUGGAACAGCCGAAGUUUUUACAGUUUUUGCACAAACUCCAGUAACAAACAAAACAACUGGUAAAACAAAAGAUAAAGUCACUGCUUUCAUAGUGGAGCGAUCUUUCGGUGGAGUAACAAAUGGACCUCCAGAAAAAAAGAUGGGUAUCAAGGCGUCGAAUACUGCUGAAGUUUAUUUUGAAGAUGUUAAAAUUCCUGUUGAAAAUGUACUUGAUGGAGUUGGAAAAGGAUUCAAGGUUGCUAUGAAAAUUUUGAAUAACGGUCGAUUUGGAAUGGGUGCUGCUUUGACUGGAACAAUGAAAUUCUGUUUGAAGAAGGCCACUGAACAUGCAGCACAAAGAAAGCAAUUUGGUAGAGAGAUCUCAGGAUUUGGUGUUAUUCAAGAGAAGCUGACAAGAAUGGCUGUAUCUCUAUACGUCUCAGAGGCUAUGGCUUACAUGGUUGCGGCAAAUAUGGAUCAAGGUUUCCAAGAAUUUCAAAUCGAGGCUGCUAUUUCAAAAAUUUUUGCAUCCGAAAGCGCUUGGUAUUGCGCAGAUGAAGCUUUACAAAUACUUGGUGGUAUGGGAUAUAUGAGAGAAACUGGUAUUGAAAAAGUAAUGAGAGAUUUAAGAAUCUUUAGAAUUUUCGAGGGUACAAACGACAUCCUCCGCUUAUUCAUAGCCCUUACUGGAAUCCAAUACAGCGGAAUUCACCUUCGAAAAUUACAGAAAGCUCUCAAAAAUCCAACUAGCAAUGUUGGUUUGCUCUUUGACGCUGGAGCCCGUAGAGCAAGGAGAAUGGUUGGAUUAAGCGCCAGUGGAAAUUCGCUUAUCCCUUAUGUCGAUGUCUCUCUUACUGCAUCAGCCCAACAAGUUGGCAAGGCUAUCGAAGAUUUUGGAGCUGCUGUUGAGACUCUACUAAUGAAACAUGGUGAAGGUAUUAUCGAAGAACAAAUGGUACUAUCUAGAUUAGCUAAUGCAGCAAUCGACACGUACGCAAUGGUAUCAUCUCUUUCCAGAGCAUCAAAGUCUCUGGAAGAAAAUAGUGAAACAGCAGAACACGAAGCAGAAAUGGUAACCUUCUUCUGUAACGAAGCUGCGGAAAGAAUUGCUCUCAAUCUUGAAGCUACAUCAUCAUCGUCCUCCCGCAACAAUUACAAUAUGAUGACAAGUAUUGCGGACAAUAUCAUAAAAUCAGGUGGGCAUAAGGCCACACACCCUCUAGGCUUCUAA
Dimorphilus gyrociliatus is the source of this 1978-nucleotide messenger RNA. The record is from the annotation of a GenBank genome assembly. NCBI's taxonomy places the organism in Eukaryota, Metazoa, Annelida, Polychaeta, Dinophilidae.